Molecule: messenger RNA, 1008 nt
Organism: Adineta ricciae
Lineage: Eukaryota; Metazoa; Rotifera; Eurotatoria; Adinetida; Adinetidae
Source: the annotation of a GenBank genome assembly
AUGUUUCUAACAAAACGAUCAAAAUCUUCGAAAUUAACACAUAUUUUAUGUUCUCUAAUGAUUGGAUGUUUCAUUUUCAUAAGUUUAUUUUCAUUUAAAUAUUAUUCGUAUAUUACUUUGUUAUUAAAACCCAAAACUCGAUUAGUUAAUGUAACAUGUCGUCAAUAUAUCGCACCGGACAAUCGUUCAUUUUUUGAACGCGAUUAUCCUCAAUUGUAUUUACCUCAGCAAAUAUCAAAUUUUUCAUAUGAAAAUUCUACUAAUCAACUUCGUUCUUUUCGUUUAGUUGUUUUAUCUUGUGCUCGUGAUAUUGCCCACUAUAUCGAUAAAUAUCGAAGUCAUAUUGAACCAAUUCUUAAUCUUUUUCAUUCAUCAUCUUCAAUGCAUAUUUUUGAAAAUGAUUCAAAAGAUAAAACUGUAGAAAAACUUCGUCAAUGGUCUCGUGUACAUGUUUAUACACAUAAAAAAUUAAUUAAUAAAUAUCGCGAACGUACAGAACGUCUUGCUUAUUGUCGUAAUACAUUAUUAAAUAAAGCACAUUCAUUAUCACCUGAUUAUAUACUUUUUACUGAUCCAGAUGUCUUUUCUACAGAUGUUUUAUCUUUUCUUUCGAAUUUUAAAUACAAUCAAAAUGAUUGGUCUGUUAUGACAGCAGGAAAUAGAUAUGGUUAUUAUGAUAUUUGGGCGUUACGUACAUUAGCUGAUUCAGUUAUGAAUUAUGAUGUUUGGCAUCGAACAUGGAAUUUAUCAAAAUCAUCAGAAAAUUAUUGUUCGAAAUCAAUUUCUGAUCAAAUUAUUGGAAUUCAUCAAAAACAUAUUCCAAUUGAACAUGGUUUAGUUGAAGUACGUUCAGCUUUUGGUGGUGCUGCAUUAUAUAAGGCAAAUUCAACAUAUGAAUGUCAAUAUGAUGGGAAAGGACCGAUUUGUGAACAUGUACCAUUUCAUUUAUGUAUACGAGAUAAACAUAACGGAAGAAUAUUUAUUAAUCCAGAAUUUUAUAUUGACUAA